UUAGGCAGCCGCAAUAUUAUGGCAGCGUUUACCUGCGCGCUACUGACUGUACCGCCGUUAGCAUUUAAGCUAACCGACAGCAUAUUGUAAUACUACUGUACACAUGUUGUGCUGCUGCUGUUGGUAGUUGUAUCGGGAGAGGUUCAGUGAUCGCAGGAAGCGGCGGCUCAUCUCUCAGCUUGCUGAUGGAGCACAUCCGACUACCAAAGGUGGAGAAUGUCAGGCUGCUUGACAGAGUCUCCCCCAGAAGAAGUAGGCUGGGCACCCUCUACCUGACAGCCACGCACACCAUCUUUGUAGAGAACGAGGCUGGAGUGCGCAAUGAAACCUGGGUGCUUCACAGUUUGGUGUGCAGUGUGGAGAAGCAAGCCGCCACAGCCUCGGGGUGUUCUCUGCUCAUUCACUGCAAGAACUUCCAGGUUCUUCACUUUGUCGUACCUCGGGAGCGGGAGUGCCACGACGUCCACCUGUCCCUGCAGCGUCUCUCCCAGCCAGAGCGCUGCGAGGAGCUGUAUUGCUUCUCCUAUAAACCCAACGUCGAUGAGGAGGAGAGACGGCAGGAAUGGGACUUUUUGGACCUCAAGGCUGAUUACAGCAGAAUGGGACUCCCAAACUCCCUGUGGAAACGUUCCCCUGUCAACCAACACUUUAAGGUGAGCGACACGUACCCCGCUGACCUGUUCGUGCCUCAGUCCGCCACGCCUCCGGUCAUAGUGGGGAGCUCCAAGUUCAGGAGCAGAGGCAGAUUUCCUACUCUGGUGUACUACUCCAAAGAAAAUCAUGCCACCAUCUGCCGCAGCAGCCAGCCCCUGUCUGGUUUCAGCGCUCGCUGCCUGGAGGAUGAGCAGAUGCUGGAGGCCAUCUUGAGGUCCAAUCCCCGCAGCGACUUCAUGUAUGUGGUGGACACCAGGCCUAAGCUGAAUGCAAUCGCAAACCGAGCUGCAGGAAAAGGCUACGAAAACGAGGACAACUACUCCAACAUUAAAUUCCAGUUCAUCGGCAUCGAGAACAUCCACGUCAUGAGAAACAGCCAACAAAAGAUGCUGGAAGUGUGUGAGCUGCGUUCCCCCUCCAUGUCCAACUUCCUGGAAGGUCUGGAGAGCUCAGGCUGGCUGAAGCACAUCAAAGCUGUUUUGGAUGCAGGCAUCUUCAUCGCUAAGGCUGUUGCAGAGGAGGGGGUCAGUGUCCUGGUUCACUGCUCAGACGGUUGGGACCGCACUGCCCAGGUGUGUUCAGUGGCCUGUGUGCUGCUGGAUCCUCACUACAGGACCCUCAGAGGACUCAUGGUUCUCAUUGAGAAAGACUGGGUCUCAUUUGGACACAAGUUCUCUCACAGAUGCAACCACCUGGUCGGUGACCCCAAAGAGGUGUCCCCCGUCAUCGAUCAGUUCCUGGAGUGCGUGUGGCAGCUCAUGGAGCAGUUCCCCUGUGCCUUCGAGUUCAACGCGAGGUUCCUCAUCACCAUUCACAGCCACGUCUACUCCUGCCAGUACGGCAACUUCAUUGGCAACAACCAGCGGGAGAGGGUAGAGCUGGGAUUGCGUGAGAGGACUCACUCUUUGUGGAGUUAUCUGUGGAAGAACAAGACCGACUACAUCAACCCUCUGUACCGACCGGACCACAGCCAGACACAGGGGCUCCUCCGGCCCUCUACUGCCCCCUACUUCUUUAAGUCUUGGAGAGGCCUGUACAACCGGUUUGACCAAGGGAUGCAUCCUCGGCAGUCUGUCGAGGAUUAUCUGAGUGCCAUCCAGGAGGAGACGCAGCAGCUGGAGGAGCAGCUGGCUUCACACAAACAGAAAAUUGCUCAGCUGGAGCAGAAGGGGAGUGGAGUCCAGGAAGCCGUCGCCUUUGCUAAGAGCCCCACAGCGUGGGCUCUUGGUAGUGACCUGGGUCUGGCCAACACCCCUCAGGACUACACCGGGGGCUUCGUCACCAGCAGCCCCUGUCAGCCUAAAGCACCAGACGGCAGCCUGGUCCUCCUGACCCAGGACUGCAACCUCUCCAACGGCAGCGACCAAGAGUCUGGGAUCGCGGACGUGAGCUGCCCCUCGCCUCUCAGUGAGGACAGCGCCAGGGACCCGGACUCUGAUGAGGCCGCCUACUCGGCUGCCUGAGGCAAAUGUAGCAUUUGAUGGAAGGUGUAGCAGCGACCAGUCGUCCACUGUGCCACUGGACAGACUGUUAUUCGGGUGACACAAGACUUGCCCUUUUGUUUACAUGUGCUGUGGUGGACUCUCCCUGUUGCCACACACACACAUUACGAGUUGAUAGUUGUUUACUGUAGCUGACCACAUUUCACCUUUUGCUUAACCUGGUGAGGAGCAAAGCUCACUGUCGUGUCUGUUGUUGAAGGCGGAGUUAACCCUUGAGCGUGUGCACAGAAAGUUUAUACAACACACAAUGACCUGUUUCAUGUUGGAGACGCUUCAAAAUUCAGUUUGAAGCCUCGGCAAAAACUAAUUUACCAAAGUUCAGAAUGAGUUACGAUCAAUUAUGAACAAUUCAAUGCACUUCAGUGCAAGCGUGUAAGUGUGUCAACACAUCAAGUUAAUAAUGAGUCAUUUAGCUGUGUGUGCUUCCACACACUUUUAUUCAUUAACAAUUUGGCUUUACAAUCAUGUAAACAUAUGAACAACCAGAGCUCCAAAGAGACAUAAUCAUCACUUUAGCUGCAUUGUUUGUGCUUAAAGACGGCAAAAAAUGAUAAUAAUAAUAAUAAGGGGGGGGGGCAUGAUAACAGCAGACUCAAGUUGUAGCUCAUCAACAAAGAUAUGACAAAUAUGUACAGAAUACUGGCUGUAAAGUGUUUUGGUGAAUUUCAAACCUAAUUUAAAUGCUGUCGCACCUUAUGAUCACUGCUUGUCAAUCACAGGCCGUCUGCAAUCAAAUGGCAAUGUAGCGGUGUUUCAACACACCUUGUGGUUUUUCAACUUGAUACACAAUGUUUAAGCUUUGAAAUGUUAUCGAACAAGCAACUUAUUACAUUUCUGUCCACAAUAUUUCAACACCAGAUUUGCGAUCAAAUCAAAAAUCUUACCAAAGGGAAUCGAGCCUCUGCUGGUAUAAAAGGUGAUGGCACGACUGAUGACUGAACCAGCAGACUAGAGCACGUGAACACAAAUACACUGCUGCUUUGGGCAGCAGAUAACUGACAGGCUUUUUGAUUAUUGCCGACAUCUCAACUGUAAAGGUAGCAUUUAAACAGUACAUAGAACAGUAGUACACGUCAGGUGCACUCCAAUAAUGCAAUUGAAUAAUGGCAAGGCUAUCAAGCGAAGCAUGUUGAGAUAUUUUUGUAUUAUGUAAUAUGUUUUUGACUACUUACUUCAGUGUUGUUUUUAUUUGUAUGAGAGUGACUAAAAUGUCCAGUCAUAAGGAAUUCUGACCUAAAAGAGAGAGCUUUACUUUGCUGCGUUUAUGUGUUCAAUGUGGAAUUAGAGCCAACUUUUGUCAAACUGGUUUAAAUGCAAAAUUGUGUAAUUUGUGUCAAUUUUCAUUUAAAAUAAAUACAUUAUUGUCAAGCA
Molecule: messenger RNA, 3527 nt
Organism: Anarrhichthys ocellatus (wolf-eel)
Lineage: Eukaryota; Metazoa; Chordata; Actinopteri; Perciformes; Anarhichadidae
Gene: mtmr7a
Product: myotubularin related protein 7a
Exons: 14
Coding region: 186-2117 (643 amino acids)
Biological process (GO): phosphatidylinositol dephosphorylation
Cellular component (GO): cytoplasm
Molecular function (GO): phosphatidylinositol-3-phosphate phosphatase activity; phosphatidylinositol-3,5-bisphosphate phosphatase activity
Source: RefSeq, a predicted model, not a curated record